Fusarium subglutinans is the source of this 2061-nucleotide messenger RNA. RefSeq names its product glu asp-tRNA amidotransferase subunit A. The transcript has a single exon. The record is from RefSeq and is a predicted model, not a curated record. NCBI's taxonomy places the organism in Eukaryota, Fungi, Ascomycota, Sordariomycetes, Hypocreales, Nectriaceae. The coding region runs from base 1 to 2061 and encodes 686 amino acids.
AUGACCAACAAAUCAGCCCUUAAACUGCCUGAUGCCAGCAUCAGCGACCUCAAACAACUGCUCGAUACUCGAGCCAUCACAAGUGUUGAGCUUGUCGCACUUUAUCUGCAUCGCAUCGGCAAAUAUGACUGUCGAGGUCCUUGUCUCAACUCAAUUACUCUGAUAAACCCAGACGUCUUCACCGAAGCUCAAGCCUCGGAUGAUUACCGUGCCUCGGGAAAACCACCGCGACCUCUGGAGGGUAUCCCCUUUACCGUCAAAGACAGCUACAAGGUUAAAGGCAUGACUGUCGCAGCUGCAUCGCCUGCCUUUGCAAAGCUCGAAGCUACUUCUGACGCUGCCAUUGUUGAACUGCUUCGUAAAGCAGGCGCUAUUGUACUUGGAAAGACCAACAUGCCCCCGAUGGCUGACGGCGGCUGUCAGCGUGGAUUGUACGGACGGUCCGAGAGCCCAUAUAAUCAGAAGUAUAUGCCCACCGCUUAUGCAUCUGGCUCAUCUUAUGGCUGCGGUGUGUCUACUGCCGCGAGCCUGGCUGCCUUCGGCUUCGCCGGAGAAGCUGUCACUUCGGGUCGCUCUCCAGCAUCCAACAAUGCCCUGGUCGCCUAUGCACCCUCCCGCAGUGUGAUUCCUCCCCGAGGAUUAUGGCCUUUGUAUCCAACUUGCGACCAGGUCGUUCCUCACACAAGGACUAUGGAUGACCUAUUUCAAGUUCUAAACGUUGUUGUCGCUCAUGACGGCGCUGCCGGCGACGCUGACUUUUGGCGCUCACAGCCAUAUGUAUCACUCCCCAGGGUUAGUGAGAUUCGGCCUACAGACUAUCUUACGUUGGCCGACCCAGAUGCGCUUCGGAACAAACGACUGGCUGUUCCUCGAUGUUUCAUUGGAGUUGAAGGUGCCAAGCCAGUAAACGCAUGUUCUGCUGGCGUCCAAGCACUAUGGGAGAGAGCGCGCACAGACAUCGAGAAGCUGGGUGCCACCGUGAUUGAGACUGAUUUCCCCCUCUUUGAGAACUAUACGAGACAGGACUUUCCUGGACAGAGCAUGAAUGUCCUUAAUCUACCCGAGGAAUGGCCAGCGCUCGAGCGAUGUGAGAUGAUCGCCUUGAGUUGGAACAGCUUCCUUCGCGAUAACGGUGAUAAUGGUAUACCAAGCUUCACAUCUGGAGUCGAGCUUGACAAGAUUCACCCUCACAUCGCCCCAAUGGACGACCCGUCUCAGCACACAGAGUCCCAGAACCAGGUCCGCUACGAGGACAUGGUUACUGCGGUAGAAAGCUGGGGAGACAAGAGCCUCGCUGACUUACCUGGGUGUUGCGAGGCGCUCCAGGCCUUGGAGGCCAUGCGGAAGAAGGAUUUGGAGGACUGGAUGGCCGAGAACAACUAUGAUGCUGUGGUGUUUCCGACCAAUGGAGAUGUUGCGUUGGCUGAUUCAGACGAAAGCUACGAGUCGAUGGUUUCUGCACUGCGUGAUGGAGUCAAGUAUGCCAAUGGUGGCCGAUCGCUGAAGCAUCUUGGGGUCCCUUGCAUAACUGUGCCAAUGGGUAAUCUUGCUGAAGAGAAGAUGCCUGUCGGGCUAUCUUUCUGCGGCAGAGCGUAUGAUGACUCUAAGCUACUGAGCUAUGCUUUUGCCUACAAAAAAGCCACGAAACGUCGGGAGCUUCCACCUUUGGCGCCGUUCCUACCUUCAGAUGAGAUCACUGUCACCGUUUCUAGUGCUCCGUCGCCUGCGCUCGCAACACCAAUUCUCAACAUAGUAUCUGUAUCAUCUACCAGCGAGGAUUCCUCAGACUUGGAUGUUCGCGUGGUAAAAGCAGCGGGAACUUGUCACUUGCCCGGCUCAACCGAGUCUCCAAUCAGCUUGGAAGUCUUUGCCAAUGGUGAGACAACAUCCACCGUUAGUUGGUCCGGAAACGAUUGGGUAUGGACGGCUCGCCGCACUCGGCCCAAGCGGGACGACAAGUACCCAGCUCUAGCAAAGGUUCCGAGGGAUCAGUUUCUUAUUGUCUUCGUUGCCAAGGCAGAUAAUGGACGCUCAUCAGGAUCUUUCACCUUGCUUGACUAA